AUGAGGAAGAUGCUCGCUGCGGCUGUGUCCCGCGUGUUGCCCCGGGUCGCCCCGAAGCCCGCCAGCAGAAUGCUGGGGGCAGCCGGUACCUUCGCCGAUAAGGCCACAUUUGACAUUAAGCCGUGUGAGCUCUACCGGCUGGAGGAAGGCCCCCCUGCCACCGCCGUGCUCACCCGGGAGGAGGGGCUCAAAUACUACAAGACGAUGCAGAUGGUCCGCCGAAUGGAACUGAAGGCAGAUCAGCUGUAUAAGCAGAAAUUCAUCCGUGGUUUCUGUCACUUGUGUGACGGGCAGGAGGCUUGCUGCGUGGGCCUGGAGGCCGGGAUCAACCCCACCGACCACGUCAUCACAUCCUACCGGGCUCACGGCUUAUGCUACACCCGCGGGGUCUCGGUCCGAUCCAUUCUUACCGAGCUGACGGGGCGCAGAGGGGGCUGUGCUAAAGGCAAAGGGGGCUCCAUGCACAUGUACGGCAAGUACUUCUACGGGGGAAACGGCAUCGUGGGCUCUCAGACACCCAUAGGGGCCGGGAUCGCCCUGGCCUGCAAAUACAAGGGCAGCAGUGAGAUCUCCUUGACCCUGUAUGGGGAUGGCGCUGCCAACCAGGGCCAGGUCGCCGAGGCCUUCAACAUGGCCAGCUUGUGGAAGCUGCCGUGCGUGUUCAUCUGCGAGAAUAACCUCUACGGCAUGGGAACGGCCACCGACCGAGCCGCCGCCAGCACCGAAUACUACAAGAGGGGCCAUUUCAUCCCCGGCCUGAAGGUGGACGGGAUGGACGUGCUGUGUGUUCGGGAGGCAACCAAGUUUGCCGCUGACCAUUGCAGGUCGGGGAAGGGGCCCAUCGUGAUGGAGCUGCACACCUACCGCUACCACGGACACAGCAUGAGCGACCCGGGCGUCAGCUACCGCACCCGCGAGGAAAUCCAGGCGGUGCGGAGCAAGAGCGACCCGAUCAUGCUGCUCAAAGACAGGAUGCUGGCCGGCAAGCUGGCCAGUGCGGACGAGCUGAAGGACAUCGAUGCGGACGUGAAGAAGGAGAUCGAGGAGGCGGCCCAGUUUGCUAUCACGGAUCCGGAACCCGCUCUGGAAGAAAUAGCCCAUCACAUCUACAAAGACAACCCACCGUUUGAAGUUCGGGGCGCCAAUCCGUGGAUCAAGUUUAAGUCCGUCAGUUGA
Myotis brandtii (Brandt's bat) is the source of this 1176-nucleotide messenger RNA. It is a transcript of the gene PDHA2, whose product is annotated as pyruvate dehydrogenase (lipoamide) alpha 2. Gene Ontology annotation, cellular component: intracellular membrane-bounded organelle. Lineage: Eukaryota; Metazoa; Chordata; Mammalia; Chiroptera; Vespertilionidae. Gene Ontology annotation, biological process: pyruvate decarboxylation to acetyl-CoA. The record is from RefSeq and is a predicted model, not a curated record. Gene Ontology annotation, molecular function: pyruvate dehydrogenase (acetyl-transferring) activity. The coding region runs from base 1 to 1176 and encodes 391 amino acids. The transcript has a single exon.